UUCAAUACAAAAAAUAACAUACAAAGUCAAGGUUAAUUCCUAACCUCAGCGUAUAUUCAUGUUGAUUAGCUUUAAUAACAAAUUUCAUUUCGGUUACAUCAUUCACGUGAAGUACAUCAAAUAUCAAGUGUUAGUACAAUGACUUGAAGUUUAAUGCAUAGUUUUUAUCAGUAUAAUCAAAAAUACUUCGUCAAGGUUCACUGAAGUUGCAGACGAGAAAACCAGUUGCGAUAUAGUCGCGGUAUCGCCGUCUACAAUUUAUAUUAAAAGUACUCGUAGUACAUGUGCGAGUGUGUUCAGCGACACACGUAUGUAACGUGAUAAAUUAGUAUAAUUAUAAAUAGCGGAAUAUGUACUUUGGUUGACCAGUUCUUAUUAUGCAGUUCUAAAUUUAAAAAUAAAGGAGACGAGCUGUUGGCCUUCGCGCUAAUAGAUACGAAUUAAAAUAUGGAAAUAGCCCAUGAUGUCAAUGUGAAGUUACUGUUUUUCGCACAAUCUAAAGAGUUAGCUGGUACCAAGGAGUCUACAAUACGUCUUCCCAACAAGAUUAGCUACAGUAAACUACUGAAUAUAAUAGUGGAGAGUUACAAUUUACAAGCUAUUAAAAACAAUAUAUUGUUGGCGAAGAACGAAGAAGUUUGUGACGAAGAUAUUGAUAUAGAAAUCAGGGAACGUGACAGUAUUGCGGUUAUCCCUCCAAUCAGUGGUGGCUAAUGAAAGAAGUUUC
Molecule: messenger RNA, 727 nt
Organism: Spodoptera litura
Lineage: Eukaryota; Metazoa; Arthropoda; Insecta; Lepidoptera; Noctuidae
Product: Molybdenum cofactor synthesis 2A
Biological process (GO): Mo-molybdopterin cofactor biosynthetic process
Cellular component (GO): cytosol; molybdopterin adenylyltransferase complex
Source: RefSeq, a predicted model, not a curated record